Molecule: messenger RNA, 4945 nt
Organism: Rhopilema esculentum
Lineage: Eukaryota; Metazoa; Cnidaria; Scyphozoa; Rhizostomeae; Rhizostomatidae
Product: protein FAM117B
Source: RefSeq, a predicted model, not a curated record
UUAACUCAUUGACAGAAAUCUAUUUUGUAAAAGAGGUAGGCCGGUGUGGGCUUGUCAAAGUAGCGGUGAUAGUUUUCAGACCCGUCGGCCAACGAUGAAAGGAAUUUAGGCCAGUUGUGGCGAUAAUUUACAAAGAUGGCGUCUCAGCGACCAAGAAGGAAUAAUUCACCAGCAAGUGGUAAACUUAAACCACAACCUCUCAAGGCAACAGCCCCCAUAUCUUCACUUGUAAGGAAUAAUCCAAGUCCAACAAGACGAAGACAAAGCUCUCCCGUUCCAUCUCCAGGGUUGGUAGAAACCACAAAAAGUAGAAUACGAAGAUCUCCUGAUGUUUUUUCUUCAGAACACCGAACACUUGUUUCACCCCUUGGUGACAAGCCAAGACCUGUUCGCCUUGGCAUUGCCCGGACAAAUUCCCUUGAAACACUAUCCAGCUCAUAUAUGAAUGGACAAUGGCCAAAAGAUGGCGCUUCAGCAUUUGUGCAGAGUACAUGCAAUAAAGGAACACAAACUCUACCUGGACCAGAUGAUGUAACAGAAGAAAAUCAGAGAAGUAACCACAAGAGGUCAAAUUCUAUAGGAAGUGAUACCAAAGAGAAAUUCAAACAGUUCUUACAAAGAACCAAACAAUCCCAGCCUAUCCACGGUAAACAGUCUCCGUUGCAAGGCGAUCAUUCUGCUGUUGGUCCUCAGACAAGUUUUUCAACUGGAAUCAUUCAUUCGAGAGCCAUCCCGAUUCCAUCCAACCCAAAGACGACCAAUCUGCACACAAGGAGGAGUGUUGAGGGGCUCAACCCGGAAAUCGAGACACUGGUUCAGGAACUUGGGCUUAAUUACAAUGAAAAGACUGAAAAGACCCCAGAAGGCCGCAAGGCACCCUUUGCUGGUUAUUUCCCCCGCAAUGUAGACAGUCACACUCAGACGUCAAAUGGUCUUAUUGAUCCAUCUGAACUUUAUAUAAACAUACCAGCUGCCAAUACAAGUGGACCGAACAGUAGAAGUCAGUCAACCUCGCCUUCGUGGCCCAUCGCACCUGGUGGGAUUCCAGAGUCGAGGCCAUCAUCAAGGUCCUCCUCCACUGGUGCCACAAUGCAAGACAACCAAUCUCCAGAAAGCAACAGCUCUUCAUCAAAAUUCUCUUCAUCGCCAAACUUCUUGUUUACACGUGGUCCACCAGAUGGUGCCGAGAAAGUCCCAUCUCAUGUGGAGAGCACUGAAUUGAAAGAAGACUACGUGUUUAAUGAUCUUGCAACUCGUGGCCCCGAUAAGACGAAGGGUAAAAUCCUUUUCAGUCAAAACUCGCCAUUCUACCCACUGCCAUUGGUGCCAAGAAUGGCCGUGAAUAUGUCUCCUGGCUCUCAAGUCUCCACUUCUGCCAGUACGUAAGUAAAGGUACUUGUGCAUAACGGAUGUCUCACACUAACGUGCAUUACAGAAUCCUAAAAGAAGUCGCUAUAUCCAGCAUAUUUGCAGUUUUAUCACACAGACGUAUAACUGGGUUAGUGCCAUUUCAGGUACGGUUUUUUAGAGUAAGGGAUUCCUUAAUUUUGGGUGCAUGAUUUUAAGUAUUGGCUCUUUGUAAAACUACCUCGAUCCUAGUGUUAUCUUUAACAACUACUUGAUAUUGCAUUUUUCGAACAAGAUCCUGAAUAUCAAGAAAUCGCUGCAACAUGCUCGGUUAACCCACAAUUUCCUUCCUAAUAUGCACGAUUUCAAAUCAAACUAAGCAUUUAUGCAUUUAGUUUUCCAAUGAGAUGGGCUCUAAUUCCGCUACAACAUGUUAUGUUACAAACUUUGUCUAGGGGAUAACCUUCGGGAUGAAAACCUCUCUGUUCUGAACAAUGGCCAUCGAAUGUUUUUGAGCCCUUGAUCGUUUCCACUGACUACCAGAAUUCAUUUUACGUGACCUUUAGGAUUCAACUAGAGUGUCCCACUUUUUAAAAACUUUACAAAGAACUAUAAAUGUAAAUUUUGAUCAAAUAACACGAUUCGUAAGACAAUGCUUACCUCGAAAUCGCAAAACACAAUAUAUUACUGUAGAUAAAAGUAUAUUCGCCGGUGUAUCCCGUGUAUUAUGCUGCUGGUACAAUAAUGUUUUCAUUUACGAUUGCCUGGCCAUUGGUAUUUUUUUAAAUUUAAUUAUAUUUUUCAGAUAAAACUCAAUCUUUUUUAUUUUACAGUUAGCCCCGAUUAGUUUUACCAAAACUCUUUACAAACCUUUUUCCUGAAACCUUUUUCCUGGAACCUUUUUCCUGAAACCUUUGCAAUGCAAUCGUAAGUGGAAGUUGUAAACAACUGUACACCAAAGGCCUGUUUUAGAGGCUCGGUGACUCUGCUGAUAAAAUUUUAAUUGAAGUUACCCUCGUAAUUCUGUGCUUAAACUUGUUUUGGUGAGGAAUUGCAUGAGUAAAUGCAACAAUUGUGGAAAGCCUUUAUCGAUAAUAACACUAAGUUAGCUGCAUGAUCUCUAUACGGAUUAAUUUACCACCCUUACUGCUUUCAUUUGCUCGUUUGUCAUGGUCCAAAUCUCUGUAACUGAAAUUUUUACCUUCUAACUCUUCUAACCUGGUCCAAUAGCUAUAUCGGCAAAUACUUUGUAAUGAUAAAAUCACCGCUCACUGUUUUCAAAAGUAAAGCUAUUAGCCUCAGUAAACAUGUAAAAUGGGCAAAGACUUCUAUUGAUACAUUAUCUCAAUAUGAUGUUAAAAUAACUAAGGUUACGAAAAUGCGAUUUGUGGAUGUGAUAUGAUUUUUUUAAUUUGGGUUGACUUGAAGCUUUCUCCACUGUGGCUUAUUAUUGUUUUGAUACGUUGUGAUAUCUCACUGUGUUGUGAUAUUUUUUCAUUUCGUUCUGCAAUUCAUACUUAUCUUGAAGAAUUAUUCAUUUCUGGUUUGAAGGUACUAGUCCUGAUUGACUUUUCACGGUAGCUCUUGAUCUCUCCGAGCUGUUUUCCUCUUUUGGUGGCGUUCUUGAAUGAUUGUAGUCAAAUUACCGUCAACUGGUAACCAACUGGUAAAAGUCUCAUGUUUCUAUUGUUAUGACUGGAACGUAGCUGGGAUUGAGAUACAGAUCCUUGAUUCACUUCAUGACUGGAAUAGAGACUAUGACUGGUAGUUCAUAAUAUGUCGAUGCAAUAAAGAGGUUUUAACUGUUUUGCUCUGCUUUCACCUUUUCCUUUCGUUAAUUUUAGUGUCGCUUCUACCCCUAUCAAAACAUUACAAUUGAGCAAAAGGUUUGUGCCUCUAAAUUAAAGAGAUGCAAAUGAUUGAACUGGGAACGUCUCGGAAUCGAUGUGGCUGUGCCAUGUCAUUGUUCUGCUGGAUCGAGAUAAACCCAGUUUAAGCGGUCUACUGCUAGUACCCUUUUGCUGCGCCCUAAACCUUCUUACCCUAGUAGCCAAGCAUCGUGCUUUCCUUUUGUGGUCGUUAAUUCUUCUCAAGGGUUUUCUUUGACAUCUUCCUGCCUGUUAGGCCCUAUUUGAAUCGUUUAUGAUCAUUUUGUAUUCAAAUCGAAGUACCACACCGGGCUGCCUCUUGUUGUGCACACUUGUCAAUGCAUUUUGGUAAUGAUAAUCACCUAGCAUUCGGGAGUGUAUUGCUCUAAACAAUGUGUCAUCUUUCAACAUUGACUGGAUUGGUGUUUCUUGGAUCCAUUUAUUCAUCAUAUAUUCGUAACCCUAACUUUGGGCCAUGUCAUCUCCGUCUGUUUCUUUGCAUCAAAAACAUAGCUGUAAGUAUGUUAUUGAUAGAUUUUCGCACUUGCCAGUUACUGUCAAUGUUAUGAGAAUUAAACCAGUUUCUCUUUGUUCCGAAUUUUGUCCAUAGUUAGAGGUCCUUUGCCUUCUGUAUCUCUCAAUUUAGGUAGCUUUUGUGAGUCAAGUUAAGAUACCUGCCUUUUUCAAAUUGCUAAAAUCUAGUGUAACUACCUUCAUUGCUUCAAAAAACUAAGUUAAGUGAAAAAGCUAGAUGAACCCAGUCUUUUUGAGCUUUUUGAAUCGAUUAUCUUAGCACAGCUGUUUGAUAUUGUAAAUCUACGGUUGAUAUGUACCCUGACCUGCAACAUCGUUUUCUUGCUCGUAUUAUAAAACAAAGACUUACAGCACUGUUGUUAUGGCUGGCUGCAUUUGUGUCUUAGACGUACAGGGCAGCAGAUUAGGUUGUUGAUAUUAGUCAGAGUAUAUGAGAGGAUUAUUUAAUUAGAAGGUACUUAAGAAGACGAAAUGCAUAAGGAAUUGCGCAUUGACUUGUCAACCAAGAGAAGAUGUAAGGCCAGCUAAAACUUUUAGAAUCAGUGUUAUAGGUGACUUUUACGGAAAAAUAUUAACCAUAUUUUAAAACAACAUGUAUUUGAAUCUUGAAUGGUCCUUUGCUGGCUACAUAUUCGCUGCACGGGUGUUUACUGUUUUUAUGUAUGAGACCUUAUAUCUUCAAAUCAGACUUGAAUGAGACCUUAUAUCAUACAUCCUCAAAAAAACUGUGCCCACUUGAAAAAUACGAUGCAGAAACGAUUGCCUGCGCUUUAGGGAUCACCUGUCUGCAAAAAAAGGAUUAAUUUUUAUUCGUUAUUGUAGAAAAACGGAAAUUGGAAAUGAGGCCUAAGUUCGUACAACAACAUGUCACAUUAGCACUUGCUGAACUGUAAAGUGUAGAAAAGCACACGCCCGUAGCAAGCGGGUGUAACUUCAGCUCAUCAUCAUUCUUACCAAUAAACGACCUUGUCUUUACUUAUCAACGUAUUAUAUAUAUAUAUAAAUGUACUGUAAAAAGGGCUAUGAAGGCAUAUUUAUUGACUGUUUGUAUAAAGAAGUUUAAGCACGUAGUUGAACAGUUGAUUCUUAUAUUGUUAGAUAAACUUGAUUUCGAUGCAGUUAGCUAGUUGUUUUAGUCGUUGAUUUUAACUGUACUAUGUUUAUUUGUCUAAACAUGUGAAUGUCAUACUAUCAAA